CAUCUAGAGAUUUAAUGUUCUAAUAUAUCUUUCAAAUGUUAGGUUUCAGAGUGGAUGGAUGAAAAAAGGGCUUGUAAUAUUUAUGCUGAGGAUUAUGCAGUUCGGCUUCAUAUGGUUGAUGUUGUGUUGGGUCUGGAAGAAGCAGAGAAGUUCUUUAAAAACAUCCCAGAGAACAUGAAGGAUUACACUGUCUACGCAACUCUCCUAAGCUCUUACACAAAAUCUGACAAACAUUUGGGUAAGGCCAAGGCAACGUUUGAGAAGAUGAGAGAGCUAGGUCUCCUCAUGAAACCUUCACCGUUCAACUCAAUGUUCUCUUUCCACAGUCAAAGAAAUAUGGUUGAGGAGUUUCUUCGUGAGAUGGAAGAGAACAACGUGGCUCCCGAUAGUCUCAUGGUGAACAAAGUCUUGAGAAUAUAUGCGGCUGAUUCUAACGUAGAAGCUAUGGAAACGUUUAUGAAAAAGUGGAGUGGAGAAGAAGGGAUCAAACUAGAAAGAGAGACCAUGGCUGCAGUGGCAAAGGCUUACUCUAAAGCAGGAUCAAUAGAACAAGCUAUAGAGAUGUAUGGUGGCCUGGAAGGGAGUAAAAAAGAAGUGUACCGUCUUUGGAACGAGUGUAAGAAAAAGGAGAAGGAGAAGUUGGAGGAUGGUUGGUUAAGUCUUGGGAACGAGUGCAUGACGAAUGAGAAGUUGGAGGAUUAUUGGUAUAAAACUGUUAUUGCUUCUUUGUUGAAGCUAGACGAUGUAGAAGGAGCUGAAAAGGUAUAUGGAGAGUGGAAACCGGUUGGACCGAACCUGGACUUGAGAAUACCUGGUUUGUUGAUUUCUCGGUUUUGUGCAGAAUCAAACAAAUUGAAAGUUGGUGAAUUGAUAAAUCUAUAAUCUAUACUAAAAGGAGAAUAAGGUGUAUGGUGAGAGUGUCCACGUCACUUAAAAAAAUCAGCCUAUCAGAAGGUUUUGUUUCGCCAUGUCAUAUAUGAUUCAGUCGACUAAGUUUGGUCAUGGGCCAUCGUGUGUUCUUAAAAAAAAAAAACUAUGAUCAAUAUCAAGCCCAUAUCUCUGUCUAGCGUUACCCUAAUUUUCUCCAAAGCAAUUGAUCGUCCCCCCCCCCCCGACCCUUCCACUUCGUCGUCAUCGUUUCAACUCUCCUAUGAAUCACCGUUACUCAAAACCCUCUUUAAAUAUGUACAAUCUCAUAUAUUGCCAGUAAUAUUUUUCUCUGUCGUUUAGUUCAUCGUCAAUGAUCUUUUCGUUUGAAGAGUCCGGCCCAUUCGCAUCCCUCCCACUGCUUUCUUCUAUUACGUAUCCCCAGGUGUGUGUCUGAGUCUUUCUUAUCUAUUCAUCUUAUUAGUUUAUAAGAUUUCAGACAUGAUCUUGAAAUUCAUCGAUUUAUGUUACAUGUUUCUUAUCAUAGAUUUAUACUUCAUUAUGAACUCAGGCAACAACAUUCUGGUGGGUUGGUUUUAUAUGAUUAGUGUAAUAAUAUUUGGUUUGUAACAAAAUUAGAUUUUAAAAAAUGAUUGGUUGAUAUAUGAAGGUGAUGUGUGAUGCUUACACGUCGGCUGGGAAUCCAAUUCCAACCAACAAGAAGCACAACGUUGCUAAGAUCUUCAGCAACUCCAAAGUUGCCUCUGAGGAGCCUUGGUACUAUCUUCUUCCUCAGUUGUAUAUUAAUCUCUCUUCAGAUCAAUCAUUUAUACCUAUACUCUUUGUUUGUGAUUCAAUAGGUAUGGGAUUGAGGAAGAAUACACAUUGAUGCAAAAGGGUGUGAACUGGCCUAUUGGUGGCUUCCCUGGCCCUCAGCUUAAUCUAAUUAUCAUCUCAUCCUAAUGUUAUUACAACAUUUUCUUACAUAUCAUCUGAUGUAAAGUGUUUUAGGUGUUUGGCACAGGGACCAUACUACUGUGGUGUGGGAGCUGACAAAGCAAUUGGUCGUGACAUCAUGGAUGCACACUAGAAGGCCUGUCUUUACGCAGGUAUUGGCAUCUCUGGUGUCAAUGGAGAAGUCAUGCCUGGACAGUGGGAGUUCCAAGUCGGUCCAGUUGAGGGUAUUAGUGCUGGUGAUCAAGUCUGGGUCGCUAGAUACCUUCUCGAGAGGAUCACUGAGAUCUCUGGUGUAAAUUUCAGCUUCGACCCAAAACCAGUCCCGGGUGAUUGUGCAACUACAGCACGAAGUCGAUGAGGAACAACGGAGGAUUAGCAGUGAUAAAGAACGCGAUAGAGAAGCUUCAGGUGAAGCACAAGGAGAACAUUGCUGCGUACGGUGAAGUGUAUGGUGAGAGUGUCCACGAGGUACAGUAAUCUACUUUAACCUUUUUAGUUCCCAAUAAAAAGCUUCAAACUUUGCUAAUGGCCACAUCUAUUUCUGUUGACAGAGGAUCACUGAGAUCUCUGGUGUAAAUUUCAGCUUCGACCCAAAACCAGUCCCGGUUAGUGUCUCUUUACCACACUCUCUCA
This is a messenger RNA of Brassica rapa (field mustard), 2457 nucleotides long. Its product is annotated as putative pentatricopeptide repeat-containing protein At1g28020. Gene Ontology annotation, molecular function: protein binding. The record is from RefSeq and is a predicted model, not a curated record. Gene Ontology annotation, cellular component: mitochondrion. Lineage: Eukaryota; Viridiplantae; Streptophyta; Magnoliopsida; Brassicales; Brassicaceae.